CCGCCAACCAUGCACGUCGCGGGUAAAAAGUGUGCCUUCAAACCCACCCACCGACUGCCUUUUCAACAAUUCUAACGCACCUCUGGAGAUGACUUGAAACAAUGGCCGAAAACGUGAAAGUGAUUGUGAGAUGUCGGCCCAUGAACAAGAAGGAGCAGGACUUGAACUGCCAGUGUGUGGUGAAGAUGAAGAACUGCGUUGUCGAAACGUGGGAUCCGGGGGAGGGCCCUUCGUUUCCGAAGCAGUUCACGUUCGACUCCACGUACGACCAGGAUUCGAACACGGAGAACAUCUACAACGAUAUUUGCUACCCCCUGGUUGAGAGUGUCCUGGAGGGCUACAACGCCACCAUCUUCGUCUAUGGCCAAACCGGCUGCGGCAAAUCGCACACGAUGGAGGGCUGCAAGACCGGAGAUAACCCCGAAAAAGGCGUCAUCUCCCGGGCCUUCGAGCACGUCUUUGAAGCCAUCGCUGUAACCACUGGUGUCAAGUACCUAGCCCUCAUCAGUUACCUAGAGAUCUACAACGAGCAAAUCCGAGACUUGUUAGUGCCGAGCGACAAAGUUACCUCAAACAUCAACCUGAAGGAGAGUCCGACGGAAGGGGUCACAGUGCCCGGGUUGACCACGCACCCUGUACAUAACGCAGCCGAAUGCGAGCACUUUCUCAACUUAGGGUCGAAAAAUCGAAUAAUUGGGGCGACCUUAAUGAACCAGAAUAGUUCGAGGUCGCACAGUAUCUUCACGAUAAGUAUAGAGCAAAUUACGAACAUUAACAAUAAUGAGAGUUUGAAGAAAGGGAAGUUGAAUUUGGUGGACUUGGCAGGGUCGGAGAGGCAGGCCAAAACUGGGGCAACGGGUGAUCGGUUGAAAGAAGCCACGAAGAUUAAUUUGUCUUUGAGUGCUUUGGGGAACGUCAUUUCGGCUUUGGUGGAUGGAAAAGCCAAACAUAUACCUUAUAGGGAUUCUAAAUUAACUAGGCUGCUACAGGAUUCUUUAGGAGGUAACACGAGGACUUUGAUGAUAGCUUGUGUAAGUCCGUCGAGUAGAGACUACGUUGAAACCUUGUCGACCCUCAGGUACGCCAACCGAGCCAAAAACAUCCACAACAAACCACGAGUCAAUGAAGACCCCAAAGACACGAUUUUGCGUCAAUACCAAGAAGAAAUCGAACGACUGAAGAAACUUCUAGGUAACCAACAACUCAAAAUCGAAGAUGUUUCGUUCGACGAGGACGAACAAAAGGAAGUGGUUCAAGACAAUACCGACUUAGACGCAAAACGCGACCGCCUAAUCCACGAGUACCAACAAGAGAUGGAAAAGUUGAAGAACCUCCACCAGAACGAAAAGAACGAAAAAGAAAACGUCCUUAAACAAAUCCAACUAAUCAAGGAAGAGUACGAAGAGAACAUCCAAAAACUGAACAGCGAGAUCCAAGACAAAAAGCAGAAGGAGCUUUGCAGCAAAGAAGAAAUCCUCAGUCGGAUCGAAGCACUGAAGAAAUCGAUGAUCGGAGGUGAGAAAGCCAACGACCAAGAACUCUCCGAGAGGCGAAAACGGAAGAAACUGGCCGCCGAAAAACGCGCCAGCGUUAUUGCUCAUCUGUUAGCCAAAAUCGACAUGAACGAAGACCGCGAGAUCCUCCACAACCAAUACAAAGACAUCAGUCACGAGCUCAACCUCAAGACUGAAGCACUACGAAGAUAUCGCCACAAAGUCAAAACCCUCGAAAAGGAAAUCUCAGACAUACAGAGCGAAUUUGAAACCGAACGUCAAGACUAUCUCGAAACUAUAAGAAAGCAAGACCAAAACAUCAAACUCUUGUCACAGAUUUGCGACAAAAUCGCUGGUACUUUAAAAAAAGAGUGCAACUACAGCGAUUUGGAGGUCGUCAAAGAGCAAGCAGUGUGGCAGGAGGACGCCCAGAAGUACAAGCUCCCGGAACUCAUCACCCCCCGCACCAAACUCCCCCCCGCAGGACAAAGUAGUCGAAUGUCGCCAGUGGUGACCGAGGUAAGGCUAGGGGUAGAGAUUAGCGGAGAGGGGGAAAAUGUGGGUGAUGGUAAUUGCUGGAUUUGUCUCCAGAAACUGGAAAAGUCCGAGGAAGAGGAUAUUAUAGGGAGCUACUUUACCCCGACGACGAAGAGGGCGGCGGAACUGUUAAGUCAGUCGUCGCGGCUAGAUGCCAAUCGAGUUUUCAACACCUGGAGAGGGCAUAUGACGUUUACAGAUUUCGCCAGGCGGAGCAAGCCGAAAGCGACCGACGACCACGAGGGAGGUCGUCCCGGGAGACCACCUAAUUUGAGCGGCAGCUUCAAUAACUUGUGGUUGAAUGGAUCGUCAGACGGGAAUUCGAGAAAACCUCUUCGUCUGGAAGCGUUGCCAAACAUCGAUAGACAUCGUAGCAGAAACCAAAGACUAAACAGCUUAGAUAUUUUGUAACAUACAAUUAAAUAAAUUGUAAUUAUAGGUAGUUUGAUAUGUUUAACAGUUUGACCGACUCAAAUGUUAUUGGUUUGUGAAUUGUUGACAGCUAUGGAAGUUUACACCAAUUUUGAAAUUCUGUUGUGAUAUAUGAUGUUACAGAGUGUAUGUUUCUAUAUCAAAUGACCAAUACCCAA
This is a messenger RNA of Zophobas morio, 2620 nucleotides long. It is a transcript of the gene Kif3C, whose product is annotated as osmotic avoidance abnormal protein 3. Lineage: Eukaryota; Metazoa; Arthropoda; Insecta; Coleoptera; Tenebrionidae. Gene Ontology annotation, molecular function: microtubule binding; ATP binding; microtubule motor activity. The transcript has 8 exons. The coding region runs from base 102 to 2441 and encodes 779 amino acids. Gene Ontology annotation, cellular component: microtubule associated complex. The record is from RefSeq and is a predicted model, not a curated record. Gene Ontology annotation, biological process: spindle elongation; microtubule-based movement; mitotic spindle organization.